AUGGCUGCUAAUUUUUUCUUGGAGCUACUGAAAGAUGUAAUGAGUUCUGCACUUCAAGAGGAGUUGAGGCCACAAUCUGAACUUCCAAAAGAGGCUGAACCGGAAAUUCCUCACAAAUUCCUUUCAUUGAAAGAUGACGUCGCAAAAAUUCGAUUUUGUCUCGACAAAAAGAAGAUUCCCAAGCACUCGGAAGUGUUCAAACCCAAAAAUAAUUCGAAGUCAGCUCAAGCACGUGCCAAGGGAAAUGAAUUGUACAAAAACGGCGACUUUGUGGAAGCUUUCCAAAUGGUAAAUUUAUCGCAGCUAAUUUGUCUUCCAAGCAUUUUCUCAAAACGCAAAAUGGGAUACGCCAAUCGUUCAGCGGUGUUUUUCAAGUGUGGAUUCUACAAAUUUUGUUUGGACAACAUCCAGCUUGCUUAUGACAACAAUUAUCCGGAAGAAUUACGCGAAAAACUCGAAACGCGUCGCUUGGAUUGCAUAAAAAUGCUCGAAAAAGGCGUGGAUAGCGAGGAAAAAUACGAAAAAGAACGUAUUCCAUUGAAAUUGAGUCAUCCAGCUGACAAAAACAUCCCAAUGAUGAUUAAGGGACUCGAAUUGGCACAAAACGAGCAAUAUGGAAGAUUCGUUCGUACCAAUCGUGACUUAAAUCCAGGUGACAUUUUGUUGAUCGAAAAUGCUUUUACCUCAACUCCAAUGCCCGAAAAACAAUUUCAUCUGUGCGACAAUUGUCUUGAUGACAAAAGUUUGAACCUUUUACCUUGCGAAAAGUGUACCGGAGUGAUGUUUUGCUCCAAAAAAUGUCAAUUAGAAGCUGAAAAACGCUUCCACAAGUACGAAUGUCCCAUAAUUGAUGCUCUGUCGCCGUUGACUUAUUCAGCAUCUGCUAAACCAGCCACUGUUGCAACUCGUGCUGCCCUGAAAUCGCUCACAAUGUUCGAAAAUUUCGAAGAUUUGCAAAAACUCGUAGCUGAAAUCGGAAAUAAGAAUGAAGUUUUCAACGUGGAUUACAAAAAUUUGUCCGAAGAACAAUAUUUUCGUGCUUUAUUCUCGAUUCCGACAAAUAUUUCACGGAAUUCUCGAGUAUCAUUCGACAUCGCCAACUGCUGUGCUGAAAUUUGGAUCUUAUUGAGUCAUUUUACGGAUUUGCCAAAAAUUCUCGACUCGCGUGAAAAGCAAGAUUUCUUCCUAAAAUUGUUGUAUCGCCUUUUUUACGUGACUCCAACGAUACUUGGUCAAGAAAACUUGUACGGAAACGGAAUUUUUGGUCUUUCGGAGAUGAUAAAUCACUCAUGUGCCCCAAAUAUCUACAGAAUUUUCAAUCAAGGGACCUCUGCUGUCGUCGCCAUCCAAUCAAUUAAAGCGGGAGAACAAAUUUUCGACUGUUACCAUUCAUCGCUCAAUCAUUUGUUCGAACAUUUGGAGGUUCGUCAGGAAACAUUGCGAACUGUGCACUUUUUUGAAUGCAAAUGUGAAGCUUGUACCAAAAAUUAUCCGAUGCAAUUAGAUUUAAUGGGACGUGGUGACAUGCGAUUUUACAGAAAGCAAACGCAAGAUUAUGAAGAAUGUGCGGAGAACGAUGAAAUUGACGUCAAAAAUGCCAAAAUGAAGCUUGUUGAGUACAAAAGACUUCUCAAAAAGUACGAGAAGAACCGUCCAUCCAGUGAUUUGAUGCUUUGUCAGGCUUUUGUUACCCAUGUAACAGCUAGAUUGGUUUUUGGUCGUGAUAUUUGUCAAAAGUUGAAGGCAGUUUAAAUGUUGAUUUUUUUUUUAGUUUUUUGAACAAUCUGUGGAUGUUUAAUUGAUAAAAUUGUCAAUUUGAAAUAAUUUUCAAAGAAAAUUUGA
Molecule: messenger RNA, 1842 nt
Organism: Culicoides brevitarsis
Lineage: Eukaryota; Metazoa; Arthropoda; Insecta; Diptera; Ceratopogonidae
Product: SET and MYND domain-containing protein 4-like
Exons: 2
Coding region: 1-1752 (583 amino acids)
Molecular function (GO): protein binding
Source: RefSeq, a predicted model, not a curated record